AGGAGAAAAUGAAAUGAUGUGGAAACGAAAAGCAUCGCAGCUCUGAUCCGAACACAGCAGCAUCAUUUGUUUUGGUCGUGGGGUUUUGCAGAGAGCUGACUGUGUACCUGACUGAUCUUAGGUAGAAAGCUUAUUAGUUUUACAAUAACAUAUCGUGCAUAACCAAGACAUGGCACAUGAAAUCUUAUCAGAGUUUAGUUAGCAAGUAUCUGUCAGUAAUGUAGCCGAUUUCCUGUCGGAGAAACUUGCAGUAAUAACACGGCGCAAUAGUCAGUCGGUUGUGUGUAGCUAAGCAUCCCUCUGGGUAUUUUGGUAGGUAGGUAUUUCAGUAUAUUGGACUUUAUAUACCCAUAGUGUCGCUGAGACGGUAGCUAGCUAGCUAAACCUUUCCUAACGGGACACUGAUUUCCAUUAAAUCCCUCAAUAUACUCCUAUACUUCGCUUAGCUAGUUAAGGUAAUGAGCAGUUCAUCGUUUCGGUAAUAAGCUGUACGGUUGAGCCAGGUUUACGUACAGGAUCCUGUUAAAAUGUUUAUAAUUAGUUUAAUUUCAAUUUGGCUGUUAUUUCGUCCUCCAUUGCGACAGAUAGUCUUCGGUAUAUGUACUGUACAAUACGAUCCUACUACCAGCUGUAAAUGCAGUGAAUGUUUAGAAGUUGGGCACCUUUGCAGUAUUUGCAUUGUGGACUUAAAUGAUUUCGAUCAUGAGCUGCUAGCUCAUCCAUUCACAUCAGCUGUCUUCUCUGUGAAUAUCAAUGACCCUUUUGGGGGUCGAUGGAGGAGAAGGCCGUCAGCAAGCCUACCAUGGUCUCCAGGCUCCCCAAGUUUGGUGUCCGCCCUGAGGCUGGCCUGGCCUCUCAGCCGCACGGAUCUUGCCAGUCGGCUCCCAGUAACGAGGGGAAGGGCACUGGCUUGAAGAGGCCCAACGGAAUGGUGCGUAUUCCCUCGUUUUCACUGAAAUGGAAGAAGGAGGGAGCUACUACCCCUCCCAAUCCUGAGGAGGUCGUAUCAGAAAUGGGUGAAGAGGGUAAAGAACGAAAGGUGAGUAGCACGAGGGAGCUUAAGAAGCCGUCCUCUGCAGCCGCCGUGGUGCAACGGCAGGCUUUGGCUACGUCAACCACGAACGCAAAGCCUGCCCAGAUGGUCCCCAAAGCAGACACCCAGCCAGCAGCUAAACCGACCCCUAGCGGGAAGUUCGGCAUGAAUGGCGUGAGCAGCAGCGGGGUCAAAGUUCGUGCUGGGUCGGGCCUGCCCCGCCCAAAGGUCGGCUCCAGCUCUGCCCAAGCUGGGUCCCAGUUAAGUGACAGCUUGAAGUCCCUCCCGCCGGACCCUAUGGUCCGCUCUCAAAGCUUCUCCCACUUCAACCAGUCGUCAUUGCCCACCGCCCCGCCGAUGACGCGCUCCUUCUCCUUCAACAAGGCCGUAGAGUUGGCCAAGCCACCGUCGAGCAAGCAGACACACUCCCCGAUGCCUUUGAAAUCCGGUCUUGCUUGCGGUAGGGGAUCCAUGACCAGGCUAGCCGUGCCAUCCAGUGGGGUGACCCCUACUGGCCACCUGAAGAAGCCGCUCCUCCCAGGAUGUGCGCUUAGCAGACCCACGGCUCUAGGCUUCAGACUUCCUCGACCUUCUCUCAUCCAUAUUCCACGUCCACUCUUAGCUGGGAAAGAGUGCAUUGAUACCACACCCGUAGACCAAGGCAUGGACUCCAUAGAGACACCUUUGACAACCUCAGAUACCCUGAGUGACCAGGAGGGGGUGCUAGCACCUAAGAGUCAGUCCAGGGGUGACCCGGCUUCACGAGAACCGGAACUCCAGACGCGCUGUCUGGGAGAUCGGCUAGAAGACAUGUCGCUCUCGUCCGCCUCCUCGCUGGAGCACAACGACACCAGCGAAGAGUACCUUGACGACUUUGAUACCCUGGGGAACGGUGGUGGCACGCUGCUGCUUCCUGUCCAUGAGGGAAGGCCGCUUCAGCCACAAGCUUACUCUACUGAUGACGUCCCCGACAACAGGCAGCGAGGAGCCCCCGCUCAGGGACACCCCUGCGACUUCCUGUCAGAUGACCAUGCCGGUGGUAGAGAGAGCUAUGCGGCAUGUCCUGCUCCGCUGAGCCUUUCCCCGGUGGUCGACAUCCCACAUGCCUCGUCUCUGGAGCUCUCCCCAUCCAACAGCUCCGGUGGCAUUUACAUGUGGGAUGAGGAAGGCCUCGAGCCUCUGGGUCCAUCCACGCACCUCUGCGGCAGCUACGACUCUGACGUUAACAGCAUGGACAUUCUUAACAACUUGGACAACUUGGAGUCAUGUGACUUGGAUGACGAUGACCUCAUGCUCGACGCAGACCUCCCAGAGGAUGGUUCUCUGUGUAGCGAUGCUGACAGAAUGUCGCAGGCUGAACGCUCAGAGAGGGGGGGCAGGCAAGGACACUGGAGGAGACGUCAGCAUCGCUGGAACGGGCCUGACCACUUUCAUAAUGACAACAGAAGCAGUGGGUUUCAGCCUUUGGAUGGGUACCAUGGGGCAGCGAUAGGCCGCGUUGGGCCCCCCCGACAAAAGUACAGUCCACAACCUGAUGGUCACAUGGGGGGGUUUGACGAAUCAAUGCUGCAGCACAUGGCCCAAGAUUGCUCCUCCGUCAAGACGCAGCUCCUCAGGCUAAAGAACCUUCUGCAGAUGGAGAACGGGGUCAGCAUCCACGACGCUGUUCCGCCAGAACCGCCGAACCCAGAACCAAGUGAGAACUCCAGCUGUGCCGCACAGGUGGAGGAGCUGAGGAGGGAGGUGCAGGAGCUCAGGGAGGAGCUGUGGAAAAAGGAGAAGACUAUCGCUCAGCUGACGCAGCAGCUAUCAUCCCGUGCCGAGCCAUCUAGGUGUCGCUGCCAGCAGAGGGCGCUGGCACCCAGGACGGAGAGACGUAUGCAUCACGAUAAGGGCACGCAGACACCCUGGAGAGGACAAGCUCCUCAAAUACUACAGUCUUCCAACCCAGCCUGCCACACAGAACACCUCCAGCAGGAAAAGCUGCCAAGAAUAGCCCCCACAGAGGACCCCAGUGAUGGCCGUACUGAAACCAAGGGUGACAAACUGCCCCAAGGCUUGACCCCGUCACCCCCCAGCGCCGCUAACACUGACGCAGUCCUCCCCACGCCUGAUGCAGAUGAGCUCAGCUUACUUCUCAGCAUGCACCUCAAAAUCAAUGACCCCGAAGCCCCUCCUGAUACACCAAGGGCUACAGGGACGGCCCUCGUCCCGGGUCCACGGCAUCCACCAAUCAGAGUGCUGCCUACGGAGAUCUCCGCCAGCCCCUUUGAGGGAGCGCACCCGGGCCGCCGGCCUCGCAUCCUGCAGUCACCACGUUUCCACAGUAGGGUUUGCAUCCCAACCCUGAUGCGAGAGGCGAUAGCUCUUCCCGAUGGCAGGUUGGGGAGUGGGGCUACGGGACCUGGGGAUAGGCAAGGCUCCGUACCAGGCCACGGGGGCACACGGCUACCGACACCAUCGUGGGGACUGCCCAGCUUCAGCUAUGCUCUUCAGGCUUCAGGCCCCGGUCCAAACCCUCCAGGCCCUACUCAGGCUUUUAGACAUGUAAGGGGCCGUUGUCCAGAGGAUGCAGAGGGGAACUUCCAGCAUACCGUAGCGGUAACCCCCUCUUACCACUCUCGCCUUCCAAAGCCAAAGACACAUUGACCUUCUUGGCUGACAUGGUUAUAAACCACCACACCUUAUUGCGAGUGAUAUAGUUUAACUACCUGUGCUCGAAUUUGUAGAACCUGAAUGCAGUUGUGCAGUUUUUGGUUUAAUCUAUAACCUUUAAAAUAAUAAAAUGUCGGCUGCUUAAGUACACUUAGAUGCAGGUACAAACAUGAGGCAUUUCAGUACUCUCUGGAAAAACCAUAAUACUGACAUCUUCAAGUUGAACAUCAGUACUGCGCAUUUCAGUGCAUACCGCGAAAUAUGAACUGCUGAAGGCUCGCUAUUGCGAGUGGUCACUGCAGUACGACCAGCCUGGUUAAAUAAACGACAGCUGGGAAAAGCAGGAUGUCUAGAUGAUGUUUUAUGAAAGACUGAAUGGUGCCACUUGCACCAAUACAAGUCCUAUAGAUAAUUGUAGCGGCAAUAGCAGUUUCUGUUGGACAACAGAACAGCUAUAACAUCAAUGUAAAGAUCUGAAAGCACUGAAAUAGCAGUUUUGUGAGAGAAGAAUGCUUUCCUGUGCAUGAUUCUGGCUACAACAACUUAACACAUUAGCAUUGCUUUCUUGUGCAGAAUAAAAGUUAGCUUGGGUGUCCCUCUCUGUAAGUAUGGUGCUGUUGUGGGAGAUGGGAUUAUUUCCGAUGUUGUAAAAUCAUGCCCAAAGUCUGGAGACUGGGGACGUCUGUUCAGGGGCUGUUAGUGUCCUCUGAAAAAGCUUUUUUUCCCCCAUUUAGAACUCGAGGGAACCUGUAAUUGAGGUUACAUGUUUUCCUACUUAAGAUUUAGUGUGUGUGUUUAUAAUUUUAAACUGUUAUUGUCCUGCCUCUAUCGUUCAUGGUAAUUAGCGCACUAUUUAAUUCCAUGAUUUGAUUGGGGCAUUAUAUCCUGAAAUUUUCAGUGCCUAACAUUCCUGUUUUUCUUUCCUGUUUAACUUGUGCACAAUCAAAUUUGUCUGGGAGCUGUCGUCACCCCCCCCCCCCCCCCCAUGAGAGUCGCUGCUAUGUUGAUAGUGUGUGUGAAAGAGUUAAUAUGCAAAGAGUUUUGCAGUGAGGAAAAAGUCAUACUCCUCUGUGAUAUGAAGCCAUAUGUCACCCACAAGCACGUUCCACAGUCCACGCAGAGUGUAGCCAGGAUGUCCCACUGAACAGGCUUCAGCGCUCAGCUACAAUUCUGGAGAAACCUGUUGAAGUGUCAUCUUCUUAUUGUCCUUGUUGGAAACUGGCAGAGAGACCAGAUUCAGGUUUGUUUUAGCAGAUGCACUGUGUUACAAAAGUUAUCUAAGAUGUCUCAACCAUAGUUCUGGAGUGCUCCAUAGUUACAUGUCAAGAAAAUCCCCCCCGAAAAAAAAAAAAAAAAAAGGUUAGUGAGAUGACAUGCAAACAUACUGUUUAAAAAUUAGGCACGAGGUAGAACUUCUAUUCACACAGUGGCACCUUAUAAUCAUCUUUUAUGAUGCAAAGGCUGAAUAUUUUAUGCAAUGUAAAUGCCACCUUUUAAGGUUCCGCAUGCAGAUUUGUUAGUAUGUGUACUUAUGUUUUUCAUGCGCUUUGUAUGAAAUGAAUGAACUUUUCUAGUGUGCCAUUUUGUGCUUAAGAAACAAGGCUGUCCCAAGGCCUCAAGCCUUCAGUUGGUUAGCACAAGGAUAUGAUGGGCAAAUGGAUGGUAGAACAGGCCCAUUCUAAUUAUAAAGCUGUCUUUCUGGAGGGACAGUAACUAAAGAGGAUCUUUAGUCUGUCGUUGUAGUUGGUUAUCCUAAAGAAGUCUUUACUGGUAACAGGAAGGCGAUAUUGUUUUGAAUAGAUCUCAUUGGCCUUAGGAACUCGUGUAGAACAGUUCCAAUAGAUGUUUUCUAAGACUCAAGCAUUUCUCAUUUGUCGCAAAGAUGUGACAGUGAACCACUAAUCACUGUCUUGAUGAAUAUUAUCACCUUGUUAUGGAAGAAAUUGUUUUGUAAUUGUAGGAUUGUUUUUAAUUAGGAUUCAUUGUUGAGAUUAAUUUAUAGACCGUUAAGGUAAUACAAUGUUGUUUAUUCAUCCUUGAAGAAAUUUUAUUUUGAAUCCCCCCCAUAAUUCUUCUCAAGAUAUGUGUUUUUGGAAGACAGGAAUUGUCUAUCAUUAUAGGUUCUCAAUAAGAUUUUAUUAGUCAAUGGAUCCUUACAACUGAGAUGAACAUGGCCUUUGCUUUAUUUUACUUUAUUUGGGCUGGAAUGAAUUGAUCUCUGUUCACAAGGGUAGGAACCUGUUCUUAAACCGAUGAUUACCUGAAGCUUUUUGCAGUUGCUAGAGAUGCGCUUUUUAUUACCUGUUAAGUUCCUUCAAGGGAAUUUUUGGUAAAGUGAUAUGACAGUCAUUUCAUAAUACUGUGGAAAGGUAGAUUUAAUAUUCUGUCUAUAUUGAUGGCUGUGGUGCCUAUGGACUAUAUUGAUUCUGGAGUUCAGUGAGUUUUCUGUGUUAUAAAAGCCAGUAUGAUCUAUAUUCUCUUACUGGGCUUUUCAGUCCAAGUGUGACUAAAAAUAGAUAAUUGUAUGUGUUACGGAAGUUCAGUGUAAGGUAGUUAUUACAGAUAGGCAUGAAUUACAAAUGUUUAGGUAUUAGAAAGCGGCUAAUAAGUGAAGUUGAAGAUUUUGGUUUGUCACAAAGACAGAAAGAACUGUAGGGCAUGGAACAAGUCCUGGGAGAAGAACAUUGUCAACAAGCCAUCUGACAGUUUAUAAUUUUCAACACAUAAUGGGACACCUUGAGAACAGUCACUGAAAACACGCACACACAUACACACACACACACACACACACACACACACACACACACACACACACAUAUAUAUAUAUAUAUAUAUAUAAUUGUGCAAUUGUGGUUAUCCUACCAUCUCUGACCUCAGGCUUAUUAAAAGUUUGAAAUUCCUUAUCUUGAUUAACUUGAUUACUAAAGAUUUAUUUUGAUUCCACCUGUAUUAUCACACCUGUCACAGUCGGAUCUAUUGGCAGUUUGAGCACAAAUGAAUGUAUGAAGUACAGCAUGUAAGUCUCUUGGGCUGAGUAUUCUGCCUUUACUGAGAGCACGUUGUAGAAUGACUGUUUGACAUGGUUGUCUUCCAAAACCCCCCCCCUCCUUUUCUGUGUCACACAAGGCCUCUCUAGCUCAAAGGUUGGAGAAACCCAUCUGGAGACUAGGUUUGCCUCUGAUUUUAUGAAAGUGCCCUAUACUGUAUGUUGGUCAGAUAUUUGAGCAUGUAAGGUCCACUCAGAAUUGCUUGCAGUAUAACAGCAUUUUCCUCCCACAGGAACCGUGACAGACACCAGGGUGGGCUGAGAGUCCUAUGCAUGAUUUUUCCUCUAGAAGUUUUUGUAUAUACUGUAAUGGUUCCGCCAAAGUUCUAAACUAGAAAAUGGGGAAAUAACCUUGUAGAUUGACCUCAUGCAUUUGUCCUACAAAAGGGAUCUGUACCAACAUCACAUGACAGCACAAAAAAUGCACGACACCGAUUAUAGUUAAAUGACUGGCAUUCAGAAUGGUUUGUUGGCCAAUUACAAUUUGACAGAUGCAGGGGAUAAUAUUAAUCCCAUAUUUAUUUUGCCUCUUUGCAGAUUCUGCACUUUCGGGGGCAUCAGAAUACAGCUUUAGCUAUUACUAAAUGUGUAACAACCACUAUCAGUUUAACCUUCUGUUCAGUUCAGCUUAUAAAAGCAUUGCUUUUAAGACCGAAUACUGUAAUGCAUUGUGUAUAAAAUAAUAAUGUUACCUGUUCCCUGAAAUUAAGUUGAAACUCACACCAAUUGGUUUAUAUUCUCAUGCAUUCUCCAUUGUGUGAUUGUGCAAUAUUAUAAGAAUCAAGAACUGAGAAUAUAUUGUUUUAAAUCAGUAUGAUAUUACUGUUUGUGGAAUUAUUAAUACAUUGUAACAAUUGUAAGUUUGAAAUAAUGGAAAAAAAUAUAAUGCACUUUAAAUGUUGUACAGGUUGGAACCUAAAGUAACAAAGCAUACUAAACUGGAUUUGGUCUUUUUUUUAUUUAUUUUUUUAAAUCUUUUUUUUUGUUUGGUUAGUUGUUGAGGUUGUGUUGAGAUCGUAAUAAAGUCCACACCAAGUUUA
This is a messenger RNA of Brienomyrus brachyistius, 7774 nucleotides long. It is a transcript of the gene ccser2a, whose product is annotated as coiled-coil serine-rich protein 2a. The transcript has 10 exons. The coding region runs from base 773 to 3682 and encodes 969 amino acids. Gene Ontology annotation, molecular function: microtubule binding. The record is from RefSeq and is a predicted model, not a curated record. Gene Ontology annotation, biological process: microtubule bundle formation. NCBI's taxonomy places the organism in Eukaryota, Metazoa, Chordata, Actinopteri, Osteoglossiformes, Mormyridae. Gene Ontology annotation, cellular component: microtubule cytoskeleton.